AUGGACCAAAUCAAAACAUCUAUGUUCUUGAGCUUUGCUGCUGCUGGUUGCUCUUUCUCUCUGCACUCUUGCUUGUUGCUUGCUCUCUUUGAUAUUGUCGAUGCUUGUGCUAAAGAAACAUUGAAAGUUAUAAUUGCGGACUUGAAUGGAGAUUAUUUUGGUAUAUUAGUUGAUGAAUCCAAAGACAUCUCACACAAAGAACAAAUGGCUCUUGUUUUGAGAUAUGUUGAUAAAAAGGGUGAAGUAGUGGAACGAUUUAUCGGUCUUGUCCAUGUUAGUAAUACAUCGGCUUGCUCAUUGAAGAAAGAAAUUUAUUCUUUGCUUGCCGAUCAUUCACUCGGUCCAUCCAAAAUACGUGGGCAAGGUUAUGAUGGAGCUACUAUUGCUAAAAAACAUGUGGAAGUUGAAGACUUUUUUUAUCAUGUUACUAAUGUGUUGAAUGUUAUUGGAGGAUCUUUUAAACGUCGAGAUUUACUUCGUCAUCACCAAGCCGAAAAGUUGAAAUUGCAAGAUAUGAGAGAGAAUGGGUGGGGAUCUUUGUUGAAUGAUAUUUCUUCAUUUUGUGAUUCACAUGAUAUCUUGAUUCCCAAAUUAGAUGAGCCUUAUUUUCCCGGAAAGUCAAAGCUGAGUAGUGAUUUGCUUCUUGGGAUGGGUAGCUUAAAUCCUGUCAAUUCUUUUUAUAACUUUGACAAAGAUAGAAUCAUGGCUUUAGCAAAGUGUUAUCCAAAUGAGUUUGAUGAUGGAAAGCUUCGAGAUUUGAGUUACCAACUUGAUACCUUCAUAAUUUAUAUGCGAGGUGGUAAUGCCAAGUUCUCCAACUUGCAAGGAAUUCAUGAUUUGGCAAAGGCAUUAGUUGAGACCAAAAAGAUGAAUAAUCCAAUUGAAUUACUUGGCACCCGUGAAGGAAUGCCGCUUCCGGCGAUGGAUGGGCUGGUGGCUUCGAUUAGACUCGCUGGUUUAACAUAUUUUUGA
This is a messenger RNA of Capsicum annuum, 972 nucleotides long. RefSeq lists its product as uncharacterized. NCBI's taxonomy places the organism in Eukaryota, Viridiplantae, Streptophyta, Magnoliopsida, Solanales, Solanaceae. The transcript has 7 exons. The record is from RefSeq and is a predicted model, not a curated record. Bases 1 to 972 code for a protein of 323 amino acids.